Musa acuminata AAA Group (dessert banana) is the source of this 1733-nucleotide messenger RNA. RefSeq names its product glucan endo-1,3-beta-glucosidase 14-like. NCBI's taxonomy places the organism in Eukaryota, Viridiplantae, Streptophyta, Magnoliopsida, Zingiberales, Musaceae. Bases 475 to 1641 code for a protein of 388 amino acids. The record is from RefSeq and is a predicted model, not a curated record. The transcript is spliced from 2 exons. Gene Ontology annotation, molecular function: hydrolase activity, hydrolyzing O-glycosyl compounds. Gene Ontology annotation, cellular component: plasma membrane. Gene Ontology annotation, biological process: carbohydrate metabolic process.
UGUCCCUAAUAUGGUUUCAAUUGUUGACAGGUGAUUAGAAUGUGUAGUUGAAAGCAGCUUGCUGAUUGCAGAUGGAUGUCUCCGAGAUGCUGACAGGUGAUUAGACUGCGUGGCCAUGGGUUUAUGUGAUGAUUUCAGUCCGAAGGAUCUGAUUCCUUGGGUGGCUGGUACAGCUUGCUUCCCCCACGAUCUCUCUUCCACCUUCUUCCUCUCCCCCCCACUCACCCAUCUUUUGGUUCUUUGCUUUCCUUCCGCCGGAGGUAUUGUGGUGGCGUCUCCAAUUCGGAGGGAGUCCAAGAAUCUGACCGAUGGCAUGCCCCCGGACAAAGCAAGCACCCUCUUCCCACUGUUGUUACACAUGGCUUCUCCUCGGACGCGCCUGCUGUAGUUCUCAUCGCCGUCUCCCUCCUCGUCUUCGUCCUCGUUCUGGUGUGCCCACCGAGUCCUUCCCUGCCCCUUGCGAAGAAAGGAAAGAUGAGCAAUUCUCGACUGCCACUCUUCUUCUGCUGCCUCUUCUUCUUCCUCCUUCCUCGUCAUGGCCUGCUGAAGAAGGUAGAUGCAUUCACCGGAACCUAUGGGAUAAACUACGGCAGGAUCGCCGACAACCUUCCUCCACCUGAAAGCGUCGUCACGCUUCUAAAAGCAGCAAGGAUCAAGAAUGUGAGGAUUUUUGAUUCAGACCAAAGCGUUAUCAAGGCGUUUAAAGGAUCUGGGAUUGAACUGACCGUAGCGAUCCCUAACGAGUACCUGAGAGACAUCAGUGUAUAUGAAGACCGUGCCAUGAGCUGGGUCAAGGAAAAGGUGCAGCCAUUUCUGCCCGGGACACGCAUCCGAGGGAUUGCGGUUGGGAACGAAGUGUUGGGCGCGGAUCCGGAACUGUCACAGGUCCUUUUUGGUGCCAUAAAGAACGUGUACAAUGCUCUGGAUAGGCUUCAAUUGUCACACGAGAUCGAGGUGUCGACGCCGCAUUCCGAGGCGGUGUUUGCUAAUUCCUUCCCGCCCUCCUCCUGCACCUUCAAGGAAGACGUCCUCGUUCUCAUGAAGCCCAUCUUGGAUUUCUUCUCACAGAUCGGUAGCCCCUUCUACAUCAAUGCGUAUCCAUUUUUGUCUUAUAAAAAUGAACCUGAGCAUAUCGACAUCAACUACGCUCUUUUCCUGUCCAAUGCUGGAAUUCACGACGCCAAGACCGAUCUGCACUAUGACAACAUGUUUGAUGCUACAAUAGACGCAGCUUAUGCUGCCCUGGAAGCUGCCGGCUACGGUAAGAUGGCGGUUCGGGUUUCAGAGACAGGUUGGGCUUCUGCCGGAGACGAAAACGAAGCCGGAGCUACCCUCCACAAUGCAAGGACUUAUAAUUAUAAUCUUCGUAAGCGACUUUUCAAGAAGAAAGGGACACCGCUGAGGCCCAAGAUUAUGGUACAGGCUUACGUGUUUUCGUUGUUCAAUGAGAAUUUAAAGCCUGGACCGACCUCCGAGAGGCACUUCGGGCUAUUCAAGGCGGACGGCAGCAUAUCAUACGAUAUCGGCCUCACAGGCCUCAAGCCUUCAUCCGCAUCUCCAUCCCUCUUAUCCCUCAAUGCAAUGGUUUUCUGGGAUGUAUUGCUAUUACUAUUAUUCUACAUUCCGCUUUUCGGAAACUAGAAAUCCCGACUGUGUAAUGAAAUAUUGCAAUCACGAUCCAAAACUGUACAUGGAAAUUAAGAAGAAUAUAUGUAAUUUCCCAUUACCGAGAA